UCUUUCCUCGGUGGUUAGCGCGGGUUCGUCAACCGCUCCUCGGAACAGAUCUCCUUAUUUAACCAAGCAAGUGUCAUCCUUAUAGAAAUUUGAUACUGGAAGUAUAUUCAAUUGGCCAGUAAAUUGGAUUUCUGUAAGGGUCGAAAUCGCAGGUGAAGAUAUCAGACCUUUCUCUCUCUACCUCGACUGCCUUUCCGCGUGAUCAUCCCUCUUCUCCGCUCGACGUAAACUAGAUCUUCUUCACUUCACGAUGAUGCGGUACACGGAAGCGGACCCGAUGGCGGAGCGGAGUUACGCGCAGCAGCUCAACGACACGUCGACGAACAACGGCGAACAACAAUCGCAAGCGACCGCGACGAACGCGGCGACGCAGACGAUGGAGCUGCAGGAGAACGCUCCGAUCAUUCAUGCGAAUCCCACUAUCAUCACGGUCCAGCCGGGAGAAGGUGAGAGUCGAUUCCGUAGACCAAUUCCUAUCAGCACUCUCGACUGGAUCUCGACACCUAGGUCGCACUUGAAUGCGAUCACCGGUACACAGUUUUUGGACGGCGUUGAGCAGUUGGAAAUUCAGCAGGUUAUUGAUUUGAGUACUCUACUCGGCAGACUGGAUAAGGGUAUUCAGUACAGGGUGAAAGUGCCACGCGCGGAAACAUUGUUUCUUGCCAUGGAAUCCAAGAUGGAAACGGAAUCACGAUUGUGCGGCUGGUACAAAGGAUUUGUGUUGAACGUUCUGGAUCAGUGUGGCGAAACCGCCUUCAUCAUCCGGAAGGAUCCCAGCUUGUUACACGUGCCGUGCUCUCGACAGAGAAUUACAGUUGAAAGCGCGAAUAUCAUCGGUAGCGUGGAGAAGAACUUUUCCCCGAUAGGUCCAAGUUUCACCGUAUACAACGCGAUCCAGGAGCCUCUCUGCAAUAUAUAUGGACCCUUCACUUGCGACUGUUGCAUGUUCAAGGAAGCGCAAUUCCAGAUCGUAUCAUUGGACGGAUCUCACCAAGUCGCAUCACUAAUACAUCAAUGGGAUCACUUUGCAGUCGACUACAUCCUGCUUCUCACAUUUCCGGUAGAUACAGAUGUGAGAUUGAAAAGCCUGCUCCUCGGCGCGUCAUUCUUAAUAGAAUACCUGUACUUUCAUCGAAUAAGAAGAGCUUCCAGAAGAUAAACACCGAUUAUGAAUAAUUUGCAACUUUUAAAAUUAUUGUUUCUAUUUGUUCUGUUAUAUAAUACUAGCACAAACUGUGGAUUUUACAAAACCAAUAUAUCUUUUAAGAAAUACGACUCACGCAACCUUAUAUUACAAUUUACAUA
This is a messenger RNA of Trachymyrmex septentrionalis, 1305 nucleotides long. Its product is annotated as phospholipid scramblase 1-like. The coding region runs from base 251 to 1159 and encodes 302 amino acids. Gene Ontology annotation, biological process: plasma membrane phospholipid scrambling. The record is from RefSeq and is a predicted model, not a curated record. The transcript is spliced from 8 exons. Gene Ontology annotation, molecular function: phospholipid scramblase activity. NCBI's taxonomy places the organism in Eukaryota, Metazoa, Arthropoda, Insecta, Hymenoptera, Formicidae. Gene Ontology annotation, cellular component: plasma membrane.